AUGAACAGGGACAAGUGGAAACCGAACGACAGCCGAAUAUGCUCGGCCCAUUUCAUACAAGGAGCUCCUUCAGACGACCCAGUGCACCCAGAUUAUGCCCCGUCACGGUUUCUCUAUCGAAAGGCACCCACCAGCCAAAAUGUGCAAAGGUACAACCGUCAACAGGCAAGGUCCACAAAAAGAGGGGCGGCCGAGCCAAAGGAUGUUUCGUCUGACCAGGCUCCCACUGACCCAGAAAACAUCGAAGCAGUGGUGUGUUGUGAGUCUAGCACCAGAUGUGAUGUGUCGGUGGCCACCACACUUUCAAGCAAGGACAUUGAACAUCUGAAAGCAGAAAACGCCAGCCUGAAGAGUACCCUUGCUGAAACGCAGCAUCAGUUACACGAAACCAGCAAGCUGCUCAAGGAGUACAAGGCUACAAACCUGAAUUUGAUUGCUGGCAUCAACAAAGAUUCUGCAACGCAGGCAGCGUUGCACUCAGACAUUAGAGUUAAAUUUUACACAGGCAUUGUGAGCUUACAUCUGUUCAAUGCACUCCUGACGUUCAUUUUGAGUGUGUGGCAGCCCGACGUCACUUGUCUUCUGCCACAGGAGCAGCUUGUGCUGGUGCUGAUGAAGUUGAGGCUGGGUUUGUUGAAUGAAGACCUCGCAUGCAGGUUCAAGGUGUCUGUAACGACAGUUGGCGCAGUAUUCCACGCCUGGCUAGACAUACUUUCACAUAACCUCGGGAAGUUGAUUGUAUGGCCCUCAAGACGGGCUGUCAGCCGCAACCUGCCAACUGCGUUUGGUGAUCCCAUCUUCAAGAAUGUGAUUGGUGCUUAUUACUGUGUCACCAAGUGGAGCCGUUACUUUCAUCUCGGGGGCAUGGGGGGACGGGUUUCCGAUAAGGAACUGACGUUGAAGUCUGGACUCUUGAACCUUGUGAAUGAAGGGGAUGUGUACCUCGUGGACAGGGGAUUUCGAUGCCAAGAGAUGUUUGCUGCAAAAGGUGCCAGGCUGUUAAUACCAGCGUUCACUAAAGGGAAAAAUCAGCUUUCGGGUGCGGAGAAGCGUGAUGAUGGCGAGAUUUACACAAUUGACAAAGCGUUGAUUGUUUGCGCUGCCCUGACAAAUCUGCAGCCCCCUCUGCUUAAGAAAUAG
Molecule: messenger RNA, 1140 nt
Organism: Ixodes scapularis (black-legged tick)
Lineage: Eukaryota; Metazoa; Arthropoda; Arachnida; Ixodida; Ixodidae
Exons: 4
Coding region: 1-1140 (379 amino acids)
Source: RefSeq, a predicted model, not a curated record